Molecule: messenger RNA, 342 nt
Organism: Ectocarpus siliculosus
Lineage: Eukaryota; Phaeophyceae; Ectocarpales; Ectocarpaceae
Source: the annotation of a GenBank genome assembly
AUGUUCAUUUGGGGGCUCCUCUCGACGGAAGGACCCCAACAGCAGGGCUUGGCGCUUAAGGCUUUGAGCGCUGGCGCCAUACCUGUGAUUGUGGUGAGGGAUUGGGUGAAACCUUUCCCGGAGAAGGUGGACUGGUCUUCGUUCUCCUUCACCUUUAGCCCAGAUGAAGUGCCUCAAAUGAUCGAGGUCCUGAGAUCACUCUCUAUGGCAGAGACAGAGGAAAUGCAGCGCAGAGCGAUCGAGGCAUAUUGGAAAAUUUACGGCGGCACGACGAACUAUUCCUGGAUUUCUAGAAUCACCAUCGAGAUUCUUAGCGAACGGCUGGGAUACCACAGGCCAUGA